AUGACAUCCGCAUUUCUACCAUUACUCCAAAACGGGUCUGAGCAGGAGAAAGGCUUCUCUAGUACAGUAAUCAACACCACUUCUAUCUCUGGUAUUGUCAAGGUUUCUCAGCAUCAUUUUGCGUAUAACGCUUCCAAAGCUGCUGCUAUUCAUUUGACCAAGAUGAUAGCACAUGAAACUAUGACUUCAAAGUUGCGGAUCAGAGUGAACAACAUUGCUCCUGGUGUUCUCCCAAGUGAGAUGACAGCAGGAGAGGGAUCUUUGUAA
Penicillium angulare is the source of this 267-nucleotide messenger RNA. Its product is annotated as short chain dehydrogenase/reductase family. Bases 1 to 267 code for a protein of 88 amino acids. The transcript has a single exon. Gene Ontology annotation, molecular function: oxidoreductase activity. The record is from RefSeq and is a predicted model, not a curated record. Lineage: Eukaryota; Fungi; Ascomycota; Eurotiomycetes; Eurotiales; Aspergillaceae.